Molecule: messenger RNA, 1057 nt
Organism: Theobroma umbraticum
Lineage: Eukaryota; Viridiplantae; Streptophyta; Magnoliopsida; Malvales; Malvaceae
Product: EG45-like domain containing protein
Source: RefSeq, a predicted model, not a curated record
UAUAAUUCAAUAAUUCUCGGAAUACUUUUACCGAGACCAGAAUACACGUCCAAAGAGAAAAGAAAACCCUUUGUGUAAACCAACUCUCAUAAUUGACUUUAGUUGUGUGCUAAAGUUAAAGGCUUAGUGAAUGAGAUCAUGUCGCAAGCUAACCAAAGCUGUACACGAAAUCAAGUGACUUUCGCUUACAAGUUUGGUGAUCUUAACCGUGUUACGGGUUACCCGAAAUGUUCGAUACCAACAUCACAUUAUCAUUCUUGACGAAGUUUCCUAAUGAGAUACGUAGAUAUAUAUACCCUCCCAACUUUAUCAUGGUAGUAAAACUUCUCUUUCAGAAGCAGAAAAGGGGACAAAUAGUUUUAUGUUAUUGUUUCCUUCAGGUAAUGGCACUCCUGGUCUUGGCAAUUAUGAUUGCUGCAGCAAUAAGCAAAGAAGUAUACUUUGUCCAUGGGGAAAUCGGCACUGCAACAUUUUAUAACCCUCCAUACAUACCAACUCAGUGUGAUGGUAAUCGAGAAGAACAGUUUCCACCUGGGAAUCUGUUUGUUGCUGUUAGUGAGGGAUUAUGGGACAACGGAGCUGCUUGUGGGAGGCGGUACAGAUUAAGAUGCCUAAGCGGACCCCAGAGACCGUGUAAGCAUAGAACCAUUGAUGUCAAAGUGGUGGAUUUCUGCCCUAUCACACCAUGCCCCUCUACGAUGAUGCUGUCCAGGGAUGCUUUUGCAGCUAUUGUGCAUCAACAUGGAAGGAAAGUCAAUAUCGAAUAUAUACAGGUUUGAGAAAUUAGCUAGCAUGAGAACAAUCAGAUCAUAAUACCAGCUUCGGCCUGUGUAGAAGAAAAAUACAUGCAGGGAACAAAUUAGAAGUGUGAUAAAGAAGUUAAUAUCAAGUUCCUAAAUUCUUUGACUGAUCGACAGAAAUAUCAGUAACAUCAGCAAUAACUAUUGGAGUCUGCUACAUAAGAGGGCAGAAAUCACAUGGGAGACCACAUGCAGUUAUCUUUGUUUCAUAAAAGGAUAUUGAUGUUGUUUAGAAGUAAUGCAAGUACUAUUUUAUA